Molecule: messenger RNA, 724 nt
Organism: Egretta garzetta (little egret)
Lineage: Eukaryota; Metazoa; Chordata; Aves; Pelecaniformes; Ardeidae
Gene: SIX1
Product: SIX homeobox 1
Exons: 3
Biological process (GO): regulation of transcription by RNA polymerase II
Cellular component (GO): transcription regulator complex; nucleus
Molecular function (GO): RNA polymerase II cis-regulatory region sequence-specific DNA binding; DNA-binding transcription factor activity, RNA polymerase II-specific
Source: RefSeq, a predicted model, not a curated record
CUGGGGCCGUUUCCUCGGGUCGCCGCCGGCCUGCGACCACCUGCACAAGAACGAGAGCGUCCUGAAGGCCAAGGCGGUGGUGGCCUUCCACCGCGGGAACUUCCGCGAGCUCUACAAGAUCCUGGAGAGCCACCAGUUCUCCCCCCACAACCACCCCAAGCUGCAGCAGCUCUGGCUGAAGGCUCACUACGUGGAAGCCGAGAAACUGCGGGGCAGACCCUUGGGCGCCGUCGGCAAAUACCGCGUCCGCCGAAAAUUCCCUUUGCCCCGCACCAUCUGGGACGGCGAGGAAACCAGUUACUGCUUCAAGGAGAAGGGGAGAGGUAUCCUACGAUGGGCAUAAGCACAGCGCCCAUCCCCGGCGCCUCCUGCCCGCCGUAACAUCCCCGUUGUGGGGUUUUUUUGUUUGUUUGUUUUUUGAUUUCUUUUCUGCAGGGAGAACACGGAAAACAACAACGCAGCCACCAACAAACCGAACCAACUCUCGCCUCUGGAUGGGAGCAAACCCCUCAUGUCCAGCUCCGAGGAAGAAUUUUCUCCUCCCCAAAGCCCGGAUCAGAACUCGGUCCUGCUCUUGCAGGGGAACCUCAGCCACGCCAGGAGCUCCGGAUACUCCCUGAGCGGCUUAGCCGCAUCCCAGACCCCUCACAGCCUCCAAGGCCACCAGCUCCAGGACUCGUUGCUGGGACCCCUCACGUCCAGCCUGGUGGAUCUGGGAUCCUAA